AUGCCUUACCUCUACCGGGGCCCAGGACCCCAGAAGCACCCGACUCCCAAGGACACCCGUGUCACCCACUCCUCAGGCCAGAGCUUCGAGCAACUGCGGCAGGGGUGCCUGCAGAAGGGCAUCCUGUUUGAGGAUGCAGACUUCCCAGCCAACAGCUCCUCCCUGUUCUACAGCGAGAGGCCCCAGAUCCCCUUUGUGUGGAAGCGGCCAGGGGAAAUAGUGGAAAACCCAGAAUUCAUUCUUGGAGGUGCCACCAGGACUGAUAUCUGCCAAGGAGAGCUUGGCGACUGCUGGUUAUUAGCUGCCAUUGCCUCCCUUACACUUAACGAGAAAGCGCUGUCGAGAGUCCUCCCCCAGGAUCAAAGCUUUGGCCCCGGUUAUGCUGGGAUGUUCCAUUUCCAGUUCUGGCAGCACAAUGAGUGGCUGGACGUGGUGGUGGAUGACCGACUGCCCACCUUCAGGGACCGCUUGGUUUUCCUUCAUUCUGCUGACAACAAUGAGUUCUGGAGCGCCUUGUUGGAAAAAGCCUAUGCCAAGCUCAAUGGGAGCUAUGAGGCCCUCAAGGGAGGCAGCGCCAUCGAGGCCAUGGAAGACUUCACCGGGGGCGUAGCAGAGACCUUUGAGACUAAAGAGGCUCCAGAGGACUUCUAUGAGAUUCUUGAGAAGGCCUUGAAGAGGGGCUCUCUGGUGGGCUGUUCCAUUGAUGUCAGAAAUGCUGCAGAAUCAGAAGCCCGAACAUCUUUUGGUCUGAUUAAGGGCCAUGCCUACACUGUAACGGGAAUUGAUCAGGUAAACUUCCGAGGCCAAAACAUGGAGCUCAUCCGAGUCCGGAAUCCAUGGGGCCAGGUUGAAUGGAACGGGUCCUGGAGUGACAAUUCUUCUGAGUGGCAUUCUGUUGACCCAGCCGAGAGAAAACGCCUCUGCCAUACUGCUCUUGAUGACGGGGAAUUCUGGAUGGCAUAUAAAGAUUUCAAGUCCCAUUUUGACAAGGUAGAGAUCUGCAGCCUCACUCCUGAUGCCCUGGACGAUGACGCUCUCCACAAAUGGGAGGUGACGGUUCAUCAAGGAAGCUGGGUGCGGGGCUCCACUGCAGGCGGCUGCCGCAAUUUCCUGGAUACGUUCUGGACCAAUCCACAAAUAAAACUGUCCCUGACUGAGAAAGACGAAGGGCAGGAGGAAUGCACUUUCCUUGUAGCCCUAAUGCAGAAAGAUCGGAGGAAACUCAGGAGAUUUGGAGCUAACAUGCUGACCAUCGGUUAUGCCAUUUAUCAAUACCCUGGCAAAGACGAACAUCUGAACAAAGACUUCUUCAGAUAUCACGCUUCCCAGGCCAGAAGCAAAACGUUCAUCAACCUGCGAGAAGUCUCUGAUCGGUUCAAGCUGCCCCCUGGGGAAUACAUCCUGAUCCCCAGCACUUUUGAGCCCCAUCAGGAAGCUGAUUUCUGCCUGAGAAUCUUUUCGGAGAAGAAAGCCAUUACCCAGGACGUGGAUGGAAAUGUAGACAUUGACCUUCCAGAGCCUCCGAAGCCAACGUCACCAAGCCAGGAGACAGAGGAGGAGCGCCAGUUCCGUGCCCUGUUUGAGCGAAUCGCAGGCAAGGACAUGGAGGUGACAGCAGGAGAACUUGAAUAUGUUUUAAAUGCUGUGCUGCAAAAGAAAAAAGACAUCAAAUUCAAGAAGCUGAGCCUGAUUUCCUGCAAGAACAUCAUUUCUCUAAUGGAUACCAGUGGCAAUGGAAAACUAGAAUUUGAUGAGUUCAAAGUGUUCUGGGACACACUGAAGAAGUGGACUCAUCUUUUCCUUCAGUUUGAUGCUGACAAAUCCGGCACUAUGUCCUCCUACGAGUUGCGAGUGGCUCUGAAAGCUGCAGGCUUUCAGCUGAGCAAUCACCUCCUGCAGCUGAUCGUCCUCAGGUAUGCAGAUGAGGAGCUGCAACUGGGCUUUGAUGACUUCCUCAACUGCCUGGUCCGGCUGGAGAACGCAGGCAGGGUAUUCCAGGCGCUCAGUACAAAGAACAAGGAAUUCAUUCAUCUCAAUAUAAAUGAGUUCAUCUGCUUGACAAUGAACAUUUGAAGCUGCCCUGGCCGUGAUGCAGGUUAUCCAGCUGAGUCUUGACUUUUGGACCAUGAACCUCUCCUGGUUUAGAGCCGUCCUCCCCAGGGCGCUCUCUCCCCUUCUGUUGUCCACCCCUGUCCUUCCCCUUCCCUGUACUUUGAUCUGGGCAGAAUGAAAUGGACUCAUCUAUGUUCUGUGACGCUGUGCUACAUUUUACAAAACCACUGCUCUAAGAUGGCUGAUGCCACCACACUUGUCUUACUCCACAUUCAGGCAUCUUAGUAAUUCCUAUCUCUCCCUUACUUUCCCCACAUCCUCCACCCACUGACAAUUAUUCACAGUUCCAGUGCACAGAACCACUGACUUCAAUGUAGCUUUUUCAGUCAUCAUACUUGAACAUUCUUUACAGAACAAAGGUCUGACAUUUUUAUAAAGGUCUAUGACCUGAGAUGAGAGGGGAAAGGUGUGUGGUCAUAAUUAAGCAUUUUCAGCAUCUUAAGUGUGUGUCCUUUGGAGGCAGAUAUCAGGGAAUUCUAGAUGCCUACUGAUCGAGUGGAACAGUGUGAAAAUCCUACCUCCUUGCUAUGGGUUGAAUUGUGUACCCCCCCAAAAAAUGUUGACAUCUCUCUAACCCCUGGUACCUGUGAAUGUGACCUGAUUUGGGAAUAGGGUCAUUGCAGGUGUAACCAAGUUAAGAUGAAGUUAAACUAAUUCAUAUGCCUCGCCUCCUUUUAAGAAGAAGAGAAAAAACACAGGGAUGAAGGCCAAGUGACAACAGAGGCAGCCACUGGAGUGAUGCCAAUUCGAGCUAAUGAGUGAUGAGAAUUGCCGACUGCUACCAGAAACUGGAAGAGGCAAAGAAGGGUCCUUUUCUAGAGUCUUCUGAGGGAGUGUGGCCCUGACGACACAUGGAUUUCGGAAUUCUGGCCUCGACAACCGUGAGAGAAUGCAUUUCUGUUGUUUGUGGUACUUUCUUAUGGCAGCCCUAGGGAGCUAAUACUCUCCUCCUCUGAGAGCUAAGGUAACUAAGGCAUUCUUUGUCCAUUUCAGCCUUUGGGUUAGAAAAGCCAAGUGCAAUGUUACCUGUUCUCAAGUAGCCCAGGUUCUGAUCACAUCUGAUCCCGUUGGUCUCCACCAUGAUGGGGAGAACAGAGUGCAGAGGCCUCUUUAUAAUUUCCCUGACACUGCACAGACGAAUGCCACUGAACUGGAAAAAUAAGAAAUAACAUGAAAAGAUAUAGGCUCAAUUAAUAAGGUACCAUUUUUAAUUACUGAACUUGUGGCACAUGAUGUGGAAGAUGGGGGGUGGGUUUUGAUGUGCAGAGAUAGAAGGAGGGUUAAUUGUUGGGAUGAAGAUCCUGUUAGUAGUGGAGUUUCAUCAGAACCCUGUCCCCUGGCUGAAUAUGCCAGGGCAAGAUGGUCUCCUCUCCAGCCACCCAGCCCUUUCUGCUCCCCCAGCAGUGGAUAUGGGACAGGGGCACUACCUCUCAGAAGCAGGGUAGAGGACUAAAGUUCUCUGAUGAACAAUCCAAAAGCAAUCCAAAUUUUCUGAUGGCAACCCAUCAAAUGCCAUCCAUUCUUCUUGCCCUGUGCUCUUCUCUCAUUUGUUCAUGUUGCAUCCAUAUUGUCUGUUAAUAUUGUGAACACUAAUCCUGCUCACAGGCAAAACUCAAAGGGGCGAGGGGGUCUUGCCAUAUAAGCCCUUUCUCCUAGUGUCGUCUCUACUAAGUGCUUUUAGGCCUUUAUGUCCAUGAGCUCACAGCUGUCACUCAACUGACUUUUCCAAGGUUUGGAAGGAGUAGAAUGGUGUUCAUGAACUGGGCAUCCUCUUUCCUUUCCUACAUGUGUGUUCCUGGGAAGCAUAUUAACCUCUCUGAGACUUAGUUUCCUCAACUCUAAAACGGGGACAAUAAUUCCUGCCUCUUAGAGAUCUUGCAAUGUACAAACAAAAUCCUAUGUAGGAAGCAUCUAGCACAGCACCUGACACAUUUGGGCGCUCGACACAACUUAGGCUCCCCCAUUUCUCAUUCCCCAAAGAGCCAGUGGUUUCUUAAACUCCCGAAAGAGCUGCUAUCAGAUGUUUUGUGUUUGCCUCAGCCCUUCUUUGCAAGAAUUAAGCAUAUGGAGCUAUCAAACUUGAACUCUCAAUGGGGCUGUAUGGACGGUUUUAUGAUCAUGAACCAGAAACAAAAUAAAAAGGGGGAAGGAGGGUAAGUGUAGUGUAUGUGUGUGUGGUUUCUAUUUGCUUGUAAAUUAUAUGGUCUGAUACUGACAUCCAGAGGCCAAGGAAGAGGUUUCACAUGCAUCAGCUCAAUUGACUAUUAUUAUAGUGAUUGUAUAACUUAUAAUUCAAACUAGAAGCUUUUGAGCAUUGAAGGUAUAUUAGUUAUUGCAGCAGGACAAUAGAUCUAAACUGGAACUGUUCUGGGGAAGUCAGAAUUUAUGGCCACCUUAAAUAUAUCCAUCUAUCCAUCUUUACCUGUGUACUAUGUGCUUUAGGUCUUGGCACCUAAAAAAAAGUUCUGUGCUCUGCUACCUUUAAAUAAAAAUUGUGUGAAUGAGUUAUCAUACUAAUGACAAGUAUAUUGUUUUGUACCAGAAACACAUGAAACACAAAGAGAUACAUACCUAAACACCUCAGAGUCAAACUGUUGAAAGAAAAAGAGAAAAUCUUGAAAGCAGCAAUGACUCAUCACAUACAGGAAAAUAAAGAUACAAUACUGCUGACCUUUCAGCAUAAAUAAUGGGUGACAGAAGACACUGGAAUGAAUUCAAAGUGCUAAAAGAGAAAACUUUCAAUCAAGAAUUUUAUAUCCAGCAAAACUGAAAAAAAUGAAAGGCAAAAUAAAGAUAUUCCCAGAUAAAUAAAGACUGAGAGAAUUCAUUACUAGUAGAACUGCCAUAGAAAAAAUAUUAGAGGAAGUCUUUCAGGAAGAAAGAAAAUGACACCAGAUGGUAACUUGAGUUCACAGGAAGAAAUGCAGAACACUGAAAAAGUGUAUUUGGGUAAAUACAAAAGACUGUAAUAUGUUUCUUCUCUUAAUUUUGUUAAAAGAUGCAAGAUUGUCUAAAGCAAUAAUUAUGGCACACAAAGGAAAGGGGAGGAUACAAAUUUAUAUUGAAACAACAUUGAUAUAUUUUGCCAGAAUUAAGUUGGUAUUAACCUGAAGUAAAUGGUGAUAAAUUGAAAUGCAUGUUGUAAUUUAUAGAGCAACCAUUAAGACAAUAACUCAGAAAUACA
Molecule: messenger RNA, 5296 nt
Organism: Choloepus didactylus (southern two-toed sloth)
Lineage: Eukaryota; Metazoa; Chordata; Mammalia; Pilosa; Megalonychidae
Gene: CAPN9
Product: calpain 9
Exons: 20
Coding region: 1-2073 (690 amino acids)
Biological process (GO): proteolysis
Cellular component (GO): cytoplasm
Molecular function (GO): calcium ion binding; calcium-dependent cysteine-type endopeptidase activity
Source: RefSeq, a predicted model, not a curated record